Hydatigera taeniaeformis is the source of this 792-nucleotide messenger RNA. Lineage: Eukaryota; Metazoa; Platyhelminthes; Cestoda; Cyclophyllidea; Taeniidae. The record is from the annotation of a GenBank genome assembly.
AUGGAGGUCGAAAAUGGAGUUCUAACGCAUUACGUCAACAAGAGUGACCUCCCUCUAACCUCUAAGACUCUUCAAGAUCGAGUUCAACAGCGUUUAAAGGACAUUGAACGUCGUCAUCGUGGUGAGCCCGGCGUUGGUGGCGGUGGUGAGGGUAGUGAUGGUCAUUGGCGUGGACGCGGUGGAUUUCGUGGGACUGGUGAUCGUGGCUUCUAUCCACGUGGGCGCAGUAGUGGCCCUCGGGGUGUCCCUCGUGGCUCUUGGCGCGGUUCGUGGCGUGGCGAUGAUGGUGGUGAAUGGAGGGGUGGUCGUCGCGGUAAUUGGUAUGGAAAUCGUGAUCGCUAUGGUGGUGAUAGACGUGGUGGUGGUGUUGAUGGAGGCCCAGAUGACUUCCGCAAGCGUCCACGUCGCUACGAUCGCUCGCGAUCUCAUUCCGCCUCUAGAUCGCGUUCUAGGUCACCGGUGUCACGUUCGCGUCGGUCGAGGGACAGUCGAUCGAUGUCAAGGUCUCACUCCCGUUCGUACUCUCGCUCUAUUUCGCGUUCGCCCUCGCCGUUCCCUAAGAAGCCUAUUUCACGAGCACGCAUAAAGACACCACCGCUGGCUCCGCUGACGAACCGUCAGAGCGACUCGGAGGAACAGAUGGCAGAUGUGGAGCAAUUUGUAGCACAGUUGCAAGCCAAGCGCCAGUUGGAGGCCGAGCAGGCAGCAGCAGCAGCUGCUGCUGCUAACACUGCCUCGGAUCAACCGCUCAUUGGUCCCCAAAUCCCUGGCAGCGCCUCUGCAACGGAGUAG